CCCUUUCCUAAAAAGUCUUCCUUAUGAAAUAUAUCGUCCGCACUUCCUCCUUCUAUUCGCAUAUUGAUCCCUGACUACACAGCAGGCUACCAACCUCGCGACAUCGCUUUUUCCACCCGCGACCAUCACCGUUGUUUCUUUUAUAAUUGUGCUCCUGACUACAAGAAAACGCUGCCGAAUUAGCGAUAACAUAAGAAGCUGCGUGCGGCGCACACAAUUGUGGUCGAAAUCUACUGCCUCGUGGAGUCGCCGAUAAACGAAAUGGCGAUAAAGUGAGGUCCGGAAAUCAAUCAAGUAAGAGAAUGCCAUUUUCAUUUCCGGGCGCAGCAUAUUCGUCGGCGCUGGACUGCAGACAUUAAAAUGGACAUCUUGCGACCUCAACUGCGAGCCCGCAUACUCUUGUCUUCCCUGCGUUCCAUUAUGAACCGCUGCAAAUGAAGGAGAGUAUUACAGCGCCCCCUAGAGAUCGACCCUCCGACUACCGGCUAUGCACUUUCCAGACACCGCAGCAUGCAAGCCCUGCUUACGUUACCAACUGCGACCGACCCCAACCCUACCACCGAAACCUGCAGUAUAGACUGAGGACACGUCUUACAGAGAGGGCAAAGUGGCGGGCGGCAGCGGGCGGUCCACCUAUCGGUCCUCUCCUUCUUCCCCCAGGCGUGUUCCCCACCCUCUGGUGCAUGCAGCCAUCUUCUAGUACCGCUCGAACCGUAGAUAGGCGGACGAUCGGAGAGGGAAAACGCGCGUGCCAGCAGCCCCCGGUUCCAGGCUUCUUCUGGUACCCCUGCAACCAGCCAUACGCCGACGCGCGGAAACCCAGGGCUUCUGCACACGUCCAUGCCAGCAGCCUCCGCUUCCAAAUGAGUACAGCGCCACCGCAUCGGUUGUCCCGUUGCCUCCCGUACCACCGCGCUCUUCCAGUGCAUGCUCCUGCCAUGUAUGCCACCACCGCUGCUUCCCCCCCGCACCUUCUCCUACCCCACCGCUACCACCACCAAUCGGUCUUCUCCUCCUUCCCCCACGCACUUCCUCCACCGUCUGAUGCAGCCUUUGGUACCGCCGCAUCGCCUCCCUCCUCUUUCCUCCCCUCCGACUUCCUGCAUUGCACACCCCGUUGCAACCCGCAAUACGGCAUAUACCUGCAAGCCUACCUUUUCCUUCCCAACGAAAACCCCCACCUAUCCGUGCUGUCCCCCUUCCCCCAGGCGUCUUCUAGUACCGCUGCAGCCAUACAUACGCCGACGGGCGGGGGACGUGCCAGCAGCCCCCGCUUGAAAGGCAAAGGCAAGCAGUAGCCCAGGUUGUUCGAUGCCGCUGGUGGGGCGGGGGAGGCGUGGCACGGGGGAGGCCCAGGCACAGCACACACCGCGGUGGGUAUCAAGAACGCCGGCGUUUUGUGGAGACGGAGAAAAGCAGCUGGGGCAGAGUGUGUGUUGGGGGCACGGUAAGCUACGGCUUCCUUAUAGAGUGCUCAUUGAUGCAGCAAGGUUGCAUGGGUUCGCGAAUGAGGUUUAAUUGCACAUCCGGGGCGAAAUGUGUGAUACCGGUAGGGGGCGUUGGUGGUAACGGCUCAUGAGGGCGCUGGAGGGAAUCCACCGCGGAUUGGCCUGGACGUUGUCGCAUGUUGCAACCAAGCUAUCCCUGGAUAGCCCUUUGCAUCGGCUAUCGAUUGCAAAAGGUGCGGUUAUGAACUGCCAAGUCGCUCCAGAGUUCUGCCGUACCGCGUGCCGUACAAUGGUUAGUUGCUGGAGGGCCUGGUGAACUUGGGAAGCCCGGAUCUGGCCCAUCCCAGCCCGGAUUGCGGCUACGGCUUCCUUAUAGAGUGCUUAUUGAUGCAGCAAGGUUGCAUCUGUUCGCGAAUGAGGUUUAAUUGCACAUCCGGGGCGAAAUGUGUGCUACCGGUAGGGGGCGUUGGUGGUAACGGCUCAUGAGGGCGCUGGACGGAAUCCACCGCGGAUUGACCUAGACGGUGUCGCAUGUUGCAACCAAGCUAUCCCUUAAUAGCCCUUUGCAUAGGCUAUCCAAUGCAAAUAGUGCGAUUACGAACUGCCAAGUCGCUGACGAGUUCUGCCGUACCGCGUGUCGUACAAUGGUUACUUGCUGGAAGGCCUGGUGAACUUGGGAAGCCCGGAUCUGGCCCAUCCCUUCACUGUUCCCAGCCCGGAUUGCGGCUACGGCUUCCUUAUAGAGUGCUUAUUGAUGCAGCAAGGUUGCAUCUGUUCGCGAAUGAGGUUUAAUUGCACAUCCGGGGCGAAAUGUGUGAUACCGGUAGGGGGCGUUGGUGGUAACGGCUCAUGAGGGCGCUGGAGGGAAUCCACCGCGGAUUGGCCUGGACGUUGCCGCAUGUUGCAACCAACCUAUCCCUGGAUAGCCCUUUGCAUCGGCUAUCGAUUGCAAAAGGUGCGGUUAUGAACUGCCAAGUCGCUCAAGAGUUCUGCCGUACCGCGUGUCGUACAAUGGUUAGUUGCUGGAGGGCCUGGUGAACUUGGGAAGCCCGGAUCUGGCCCAUCCCUUCACUGUUCCCAGCCCGGAUUGCGGCUACGGCUUCCUUAUAGAGUGCUUAUUGAUGCAGCAAGGUUGCAUCUAUUCGCGAAUGAGGUUUAAUUGCACAUCCGGGGCAAAAUGUGUGAUACCGGUAGGGGGCGUUGGUGGUAACGGCUCAUGAGGGCGCUGGACGGAAUCCACCGCGGAUUGACCUAGACGGUGUCGCAUGUUCCAACCAAGCUGCCCUGAAUAGCCAAAAUGGUGCGAUUACGAACUGCCAAGUCGCUGACGAGUUCUGCCGUACCGCGUGUCGUACAAUGGUUACUUGCUGGAGGGCCUGGUGAACUUGGGAAGCCCGGAUCUGGCCCAUCCCUUCACUGUUCCCAGCCCGGAUUGCGGCUACGGCUUCCUUAUAGAGUGCUUAUUGAUGCAGCAAGGUUGCAUCUGUUCGCGAAUGAGGUUUAAUUGCACAUCCGGGGCGAAAUGUGUGCUACCGGUAGGGGGCGUUGGUGGUAACGGCUCAUGAGGGCGCUGGACGGAAUCCACCGCGGAUUGACCUAGACGGUGUCGCAUGUUGCAACCAAGCUAUCCCUGGAUAGCCCUUUGCAUAGGCCAUCCAAUGCAAAAGCUGCGGUUAUGAACUGCCAAGCCCUUGAAGAGUUAUGCCGUACCGCGUGCCGUACAAUGGUUAGUUGGUGGAGGGCCUGGUGAACUUGGGAAGCCCGGAUCUGGCCCAUCCCUUCACUGUUCCCAGCCCGGAUUGCGGCUACGGCUUCCUUAUAGAGGGCUCAUUGAUGCAGCAAGGUUGCAUGGGUUCGCGAAUGAGGUUUAAUUGCACAUCCGGGGCGAAAUGUGUGAUACCGGUAGGGGGCGUUGGUGGUAACGGCUCAUGAGGGCGCUGGACGGAAUCCACCGCGGUAUUCCCCCCC
Messenger RNA from Astrephomene gubernaculifera, 3416 nucleotides. The record is from the annotation of a GenBank genome assembly. NCBI's taxonomy places the organism in Eukaryota, Viridiplantae, Chlorophyta, Chlorophyceae, Chlamydomonadales, Astrephomenaceae.